Molecule: messenger RNA, 8421 nt
Organism: Paramuricea clavata
Lineage: Eukaryota; Metazoa; Cnidaria; Anthozoa; Malacalcyonacea; Plexauridae
Source: the annotation of a GenBank genome assembly
UUAGUGAUAAAGAUUACCAAGUUGAAGGAUUGAAUUCACUUGAUGACAAAUGGCUUGCAAAAGUGAUGGGAUAUUUAGAAAGUAAGCUCAUCAUUUUAUACUAGAAAAUACAUGCAUGCAGAAACCCUCCCUCGACAAAACCAUUGUACUUCCGAACAUGAAGUAUUUAAAGUAGUUGUCAUGGCAACACAAUAAUUUUUUAAGAAUAUUUUUACAAAUGAAAAAUCCCCUAAAAAUUUCACUUUAAUUACAAAAUAUUACCAAUUUCCCAAACAUAAUACAUAUUUUUGUUAUGUAUGUUAUUAUACGUAAUAUAAGCUUCAAUUUAAGGUAAAAUUCAACCACAAACGCUUCCCAAAACGUUUUAAAGUGUUCUUUAUAAAACUAAACUGACUUGGCCUUAUCGAUAAACUUUGAGUUUGAAUUAAAAUUAUUUCAAAUUCUCGCAUGCAAAUAACUUUGCUUUCUCUUUUAUUUUAAAAAAAAUAAUAUAAUAAGAAAUGGUAGUCAAUGAAGUAUACACUGAAAUUAUAUGCUGUCUUGUUUCGUUCAUUAUACGCAACGUUUAUACGAUCGGCUUUUAAAUAAAUUAUAGAGCAAACAAUACAUUAAUAUUUAAAACAAACUUACCUUCGUUAACGUCGGCGCCUUUGCUCCCUUCUUUUAGCCAAUUCUUUCGCCCUUUUUUCUUAAAAAGCUUUUGAAAUUCACAAAAUCUUGCAAAAAUAAAAUAUAUUUGCAAGAAAUCAUCAAAUCAAGAAAUGUUUGCUAUUUUGCUGUCGUCAUGCAGUCGUUAUAAUGCAAAUUUUAUAUUUGACCAAUCAGUGUUCGUUAUUCAUGACAGUCCGCCAUAUUUUUGAGAUCAGUGAGGAUGACCACCCAUCGUUGGUCACCCACGCCCGCGAUCAUUGAUGAAGUUUAGACUUUGCUAAUGCUUUCGUUUCCCCGGGUGUAAGUAAAUAGCCGGGGGGAAUUAGUACCCUCGCCCCGGGCUUACGCCUGAAACGGCGUUGGCUCGGGGAUUACAUGAUUCAAUAUGGAGUGCUUCCAUAUUUGGCAAGUACGAAAUUUCCAUGACCGCAGGGGAGGAACAAAUCCUACUGUAGGGGUACUCCGAAUGGUUCCACGCCGGGCAAGCUCAAAAAUUGCUUGAGUGAACAUACUAAUUGAACAGGCAGGGCCGUAGCAACGGGGGGGGGGGGUCUGCGGCCUCCCCAAUAACUUGCUAAUAACCAUUCGUUUUUCAAAAUCAUGCAGACUUCAAAAUCAUGCAGGCUAUAACGCUGUUUUCUGUCCAUCAGUAUUCUGUCAAAUCUUCCCUAAAGUCCAGGAAAUGGAAUUUCAGAGAUUUUAAAUUUAAAAAUUUCCCCUGUAAAGUCACGCGCCUGCGUUCGACUCGGGCCUUCGUUUUCAGCCCCCAAAUCAAAAAGAGUCUACGACACUGACAGGUGCUUUAAAAAUAAAUAAGCCAUUUCCAUUGACUGUGAUUUAAGUCACCCAAUAUUUUGCCAGGAAUGUCAAUCUACUGUAAGUAUGAUUUAUCUGCCAACCUUAAACAUUUCCUGGGAAUUAACAUUACGGUCAUUAUUUAUGGGGGGGGCACCAAAGAGAAAAGAAUUGGGGAAAAACAAAUUUUGAGUAAGUGAAAGGUUGGUUAAAUGAAAAACAAAACAACGCAACGAUUUUGUAAUAAAAAUUUAUUGUCAUUUCCAAAGCAUGACUCAAAUAUUGAAGACUAAAAAGCAUGUCAACAGUCACAUGUGAAUGCAAUAUGUAAAUCAAUAAGAGUCACUAUCUUGAUCAUUUUCCGAUCUGUCAGGAGGCAAAUGGUAGUUAAUGGUGUCUCUAAAGAAAGUACAGUACAUGUGCAGACAACAUGAAACUUUAGACUGCAGAAAAUUGCACAAGCCGUUAUCAAACUCAUGUCACAGAAGUGGUAAAGGACAUGUGUGACAACUGAAUGGUAUCCUUUUGUAAAGUUUUUGGCCAGGGGUGGGUAUUUAUUUUUUAAUUGAUAUUUGAGGUUGUGGAAAAACAAAUUUUGGCUUUUUAAUGGUUGGAUCAGUAACAUUUUUACCAGGAAAAACAUUUCUCUUCGGUGCCAGUGCUGCCCCCCCCCCCCGCCAUAAAUAAUGACUGGUCCCUAAUACGUCCUGUCAUUCAGCUGUAACGAGAUACAGGUGAACACAGACUACGACUCACAUUGUCAUAUUGAAUCACUUUAGAUUUUUAUCAUCAACCGCUAGCAGAUUUCGUUGAUCAAAAUAAAAUCACAGAUUCUCAUAACGUUCUGGAAAUUGGAAAGGUACAUGUAGAGUAUAUUAUACAUGUACAUGUCCUAAUCUUGUGUGAAAUAUUUUCUAUGUUUUGAAACUUCAAUAAAAUACGAAAAAAUCGAAUAUUUACAAAACCUCCCAGAUCGUUUCUGUUGUAGGUUCUAAGUCUACUGCUGUGUUGCGCAGUUCAAGGAGAAAAUGUCAGUGAAUGUAUUGAUAAAAUCACAAGUUUGGAAGAGAAUCUGCAGUUUCAACUUAAGAUUAUCAUUGAAGCUGUUUUAAAAGAUUUGGAUGGUGGGAAGAUAGAUUCAGUGAAUGUUGCUGAUGUUCUAUGUCAAUCAGGUAAUACUAUAUAUUUUCCAUUGCGAUCGUGUUUUCCGCGCGAGACAAGCUGGCCAGUUUGAUUAUAUGCGCUGUACAUAUCGCAGUAUGUGUCUGUGGUUUUGUGCUUACUGUCACGCCAUGAAAGUUGAACUACUUUUGACUAUCUCCUCCGCAGAGGCUUACAUGAAGUUUCUAGUGAGGGAAAAGUGAGCGCGCAAGGAGUGAUGGGAAGAGCUAAAUAAAGGAAGCCUCUGCGAGUUAAUGCAAUCAAUAUGGCGUCGUAUAUAAUCGUUUGUAGAGAAGUUCGAUCAACCAUUGGGGGUGUUAAAACAUGUUUUCGACUUUCAUUUUCAGGCGUACUUGAGUAUCCUGGGGUGAAUUCAAUAUUAAUAUCUUCUUCUGUCCAUUUGCAUCGAAAAAUAUUGAGAAAUUGCAAACGAAUAUCAAUGGAUACGAGCUAUCUGAUUAUAAAUAUCCUCUCAAUUGCAACAUUUCUUUAUAAAAAUGACUCUAUUGAACUUCGACACUCAGAUUAUGAAGAUUCAUUUCAAUUUCUUUCACAUUUCCGUCGAUUUCAAGUUUAAAAAAAGGUCAAACAGCUACUUUGGUCAUUUCAAUCUUCCCAUCACACCGCGCGCGCUCACUUUUAGUCAGGAAACUUCAUGUAAGUUAUUUGUAAAUACUUUAAGAGGCUCUGCGGAGGAGAGAGCUACAUUUGACGUUCUUGGCAUUUCCGCCGCCUAUAAUGUUAUAUUUAGUAACACUUGUAAUGUAAACCAAAUUUUGGAGUAGACUGUAGAUGAUAAUAUUAUUCCAGUAUAAUUUGCAAUCAAUCACUCCCAGAAUAUUUGCGAGAGGCAGGACAUGAUUUACGCUUUUUGAUAGAUCCACUGAAUGUUUCUUUUGAUAAUGUAAGUCAAACGACGGACAGAAAGUUUUGCUGGAUGAAGCUCAAGAUGACCAAGUGGUGUUCAGUCUGGUAUCUCAAUGUCAUAUACGAAGUUCAGAAUUAUUUCACGCCAUGAGAAAGCUUAAAGUUACUCGUAUAAAACGUUUGAAUCUGCCAAGAAAAGAUUCGAGGAAGCGCGUCAGAGCGAACGAUUCAUUCUCUAUAAACGAUGCAUUCAUUCUCUAACGAUGCACGCAGAAUUAUAGAAAUACUUUAUAGCGUCAUCAACUUGUUAUUCAGAAUGGGGCCCAAUUCCAUCUGGUGUCCCCCAAGGAACUAAGUUAGGAUCUUGGUUAUUCAUUUUAGUGAUAAACGAUCUAAAAGCACUGAUCUAGAAAUGCUAAAAGUGACUCAAGCAGACUUCUGGAAGUACGUUGAUGAUUCGACAGUAUCAAAAAUUGUUCCGAAAGGCUCUAUUAAGGCCCGUUUACACGGGCGAUUUUUGCUGCGAUUUUAGUUGCGAAUUUCUCCUUUUGAAGGAUCUGAAGGAGUAGAUUACUUAAUGAUGAUGUUAUGAGAUUUCAUAACCUGGAACAUUUAUAACUCAUCCACUCCUUCACAUCCUCCAAAAGGAGAAACUCGCGCAUUAGCUAUAAUUUUUAUUGUUAAUUUAUAUAGGUAAACGUUAUUGUAUGUAUAUUAUAAUAAAUAUAACAUAUAUGAACUAUAUAUUAUGUUUAUAUUUGUAAAGUUUCAGUAUGGUUCCUCAUGCAAUUUAAAAAAUAUAUAUAUACUCGUGAGUUUUUCAAAGAUGUGUCGCAACAAAAUUGCGAGGCAAGUUGCACAGGCCAUAGUGUAACAGCGCUUUUAAAGAACGGCGAGGCAAAAUGAACACAAUGCGAAAGAGCCUAUGGUCAUAUUGAUUGUGAAUCUCCUUUCCAUAAUUGAUUAGGUUUCACAAUCUGAAUCUCGCAUGUGAUUGGCUAUUUGUAAUAAUAUCGGUUUGGGAAAUAAACAUGUACAAUACUCAAUAGUUAAUUACAGCCUGCCAAAUGUGAAAUAACUCUGUAUUGGCAUAUAUGCUGUAAUUAGACAUUGUAUAUGUUUAUUUUUCAAACCGGUCUGAUAUAUUUUCACAAAUAGCCAAUCACAUGCGAGGUUCAGAUAUAGUGUUUUCGUUUCGCCGUUCUUGAAGAGCCUCUGGAACUAGUGUCUUUCAAUUUGUAAACAAUCUUUGUAAAAAUGUAACCUAUCCUGCCUAUUGUUUUAGAAUCAUUUCAUGACGUUCAAGGAAUGAGUGAGGAAUAUCAUUCAUCGCCAAUCAUAAUGUCACCAGUAUCUCUCUAUAAUUCUCCCAUUAAAGCACUGAUGGCCUCUCCUCAGAUGCAAAGCAGGCAGAGUCAGGUAUUCUAUGAAUCUCUUUUUUAAUCUUAGAUGUUUUUGCGUGGACUGCAGUGUAGAAUGUUGAGUUUGAAUAUUAAUUUUAGGUGACAAUUUCUAAAUUGUACAAGAGAUUGAAUCAGUUUCAAAUAAAAAUCAACAACUUGCAACGUACACAGUCCGACCUUGAACACGAAAUUGAAGAGAAAAGAAAACAAAUUGAAGAACAAGGUAUAAUACCUGUUUUUAUUUAACAAAUUCCAGCUUUACAUCCAUACGUAGCGCUCGUGAUUUUGAACCAAGUUCUUUCUAUUUUAUUAAGUGCUUGAAUGUCAUUAUAUAGAGUUAAAAAUUCAAUCUUUGUCAAAAGAAGUGGCAAAAGUUCCUGCUUUGGAAGAGGAAGUAGAAUCGUUGUCUCGUUUUGAAACAGAACUGGAUGACGUUAACCGUGAAUGUGACAGGUUAGUUUAGAGUCGCGUGGUUUCUGUCUAAACUUGCUGAAAAAUAUCUACGUCUCUUAAGAAGAGGCUUUGUUUUAAACGUCUGAUUGCUUUAAAUUUUUGUCAGGUAGUUACUUUAAGACACAAAUCACGGCACCACAUUGUAUGAUUGAAGAAAACUACCUACUCCCGUGCAAAGUGGCCAUGGUACCCAUUAUACUGUUUUUCAAUUCCUGGAAUGAAAUACAACCAUCGUAUCCGCCGACGUCACUCCAUGUUUAACACCAGUUUAAGAAAAUCUAAACUACUCGUAUUACUUAAUUUAGUUUAAGAAGAUCCACCCAGGAACUGGAGAAGUACAAAGUACAAUUUCUUAAAUUGGAAAGGGAUUACUCUGAUAUUGCUGCGGAGAAACUGUCGGUGGGUACAUGUCUACCGUUACGAGAACUCUUUCUCUCUGAUAUUAGACAUGCUAAAACAGUUCGUGCGUACAGUUCUCCUUGAAAUUCUCGGAGUUUACAACGUAUAAUGUCAUUAUAUAAUCAACCAGGCAGUACAAUAUGUUACGAAAAAAUGAAAAAUUAAAUGAUGUAAUUAACUUUUUUCUCAGGAAAAACUUCGUUUUGAAAAAUGUUUGAAUGAAGUGAAGAAUAAUACCAAAGAGGAACUUCAGUGUGUCCGAUCGUUGUUGGAUGAUUCACGCAAAACUUGUGACCAAUUGAGAAGUAAACUUCAGGAUGCUUCUACAGCUGAAGAAACGACGAAAAAACAACUGUGUGAACAACAAAACCUUUGUGUACAGGAAAUCGAGAAACUAAAGAAAGCUCUAGGUAUUGUUUUAUUAAAUAUUAUUAAAUGCAGUACAAUGUCAAAACUUUUGAAUGAUAGCUGACUGUGUAACCUAACUGUGGUGUAACAAAGCAUUGGUAUAGGCUAUAAUUUAAAGUGCCCUAACCCCAAAAUUUGUUCUUAUCUAUGUUGGCAUGAUUUCUAGUAUUUCUGCGAAAACAAAAAUGAAUUUCGGCAAAUUCUCCCCAUUUUAUGACAGCUUUAAGUUGGUAAAUAUCACUUUUUGAUGGACCACUUCCGUCUGCCUCCUCCGUAGGCCCUUGUAACUUGUUGCGUCAUGGGAAGGUCACGCACAAUCUGGCAAGGUCUGCGGAAUCUUGUAAAAAAAAUGGCGCCGGCGUCACGUCAGCAAAUAAAUUUAUACAUAGUCUUGAAUAUAAACAGGAUAUAGAUAAGCGGCGUGAAACUUAUAAAUUAAAAUGGCCCAACGAAAAUGAAAAAAAGUAAUAAAUGUUUACGUAAUUUUUUUUAAUGUUUCGUUUCUAAGGGACUGUUUAUAUGGAAGCGAGCCAGCCCAGGUACCCGAGCUGGCUCGCAUCCCCGAGAUGAAUUUCACCACGCGUUUACACGAAACUUACAUCAAGGGCUGGCUCUUCGUGUGUUCUAAUUUUUUUUUGCGUAAACAACUCCAUAUAUGGAAGUUGGUUCCUUAUAUGGGAGUUGUUUGUGCAUUCUGAAUUAUUCUAAUUAAUUGCGCAUGCGUAUUUGCUAAAUUUCCAGCCCUACUAGGAGGGCUAGCCCUCCCUGUUGUGUUUAUAUGGAAAACUACCCAGCUCGUUUACCCGAGGUCUCGGGUCACACGAAGCGGGACCUCGGUUAGGCGGGCCAGCUCGGUUCUCAUAUAAACGCAACAUGAAAUUUAGUAGGAAAUAUUAACAAAGAUGGGAUCCCGCCUAAAGCGAGCUAGCUCGGGUACCCGAGCUGGCUCGCCUCAUAUAAACAGCCCCUAAUAUUCCUUUCGUUUUUCACUAUUUAUUCAUUUUACAAGAUUCCGCAGGCCCUCUCGAAAUCGUGACCUUCCCAUGACGCAACGAGGGCCUGCGGAAGAGGUAGUACUUCCGUGGCUACGAGGAGUCUGGAACGAAUAAAUUUCGUGACGUCAUGCGAGGUACUCGUCAAAUUUUACACUCGACCGUCUUCAAACCUUCGAAAAGUUCAAAAGCUUGACUAUAUGUUCAGCUUUAUCCGCUUACUGACUCGCAAAUUACAUUCUUGUUUACUGGAAAUCAUGCCAAAAUUUGAUAGCUCAAAAACAUUUGGUUAGGGGCACUUUACUAUAUAUAUAAAUUUAAAGCAAAAUGUUUAAAGAACUACGGCUACAAAAGGUCGUCAUAUGGUGGGAACCUAAUCUCUCGCUCCGCCCAUAUCCCGCGAAGUGUCUGGAGGAAACCCUGCGGGUUUGGUAGAUAUUACAAACUGGAAUCGCUCUUCUCACACACGACCGAGGUGAAAUUACAAUCGAACAUAAUCAUAACCGUGAAAGGCAUGCGUUGUCUCCAACAAAACUUCACGACGUUUUAACUUCAAUUGAGUAUUCGAGAAAUGGGAAAACUCAAUCCUGAAACGUUGCGAAAACAACACAUACCUGGUUUCGGACAAGAUAAAUAUAAGUUUAUUAAUCAUACUAUAUUUCUAAAGAAUGACUGUAUUUCUUUUAUUGUUGUUAACACUGUGAAGCUAAUGGAGAUUUGUAUUCGUUUUUAAGAUGAAGCAUAUAAUACUGCAGUAUUUUAUAAGAAUACAAAUAUUCGUCUCGUAUAAAGACGAUCGUGUUUUUGAUUACACAAUCAUAUUGGGUUUUUUCUUAUUAGCUGACUCAAAAGCUUCAAGAGACAAACUUUGUUUGAAAAAUGACCAAGAUGUACUUCGACAGAUCGCAAGGGAGGCAGAGUUGAAGCAAUGUUUCCGAGACAGAGAGGCAGCUUUGCAAACCUCGGUAGACCAUGUUCAGCUUCAAAAUUGUGAGCUAAAACGAAGUAUGGAACAGUUACAGAUUAGUUUAAACAAAGAAGUAAAAACGAACACAAAUCUUGAAUCGUCUUUGGCUCUUUCUGAAAGUAAAUUAACUGAAGUUAUUUGUAAAUAUGAACGUCUGCAGUCUGACUUUAUUUCUCUUGGUGACGAAAGCAAGAAAACGAUAAGCAAAAUACUUGCGGAAAAGGAUUGCCUUCAUGAAGCUAUAAUGAAAACACAAGCUGAUCGAGACGUGGAAAUUGUUCUACUUAAGAAAACGAACGAAGACCUUCAGGAACAGUCAAGGUAG